AUGUCCAUGGAUACAAAUUCUCUCCAUCAGGCAGAUGUUGACAUAUCCAUCCCACGCCAUGAUACAAAUCUAGCAUCGCCAUCAUCGUCGAGAACAAUAAAUACACCAUCGCUGCCCAUCGAAAGCCGUCCAUCUUAUCUAGACGUGCCUUCGUUCCGCCCCUCUCGACCAUCGCUCGAUAGUACAUAUUCCGAUCUCUCCGAACUAUCUUUCCAUUCCAAUGAACUGCAAACUCAGCAUCCCAUCAUACGUUCCAUCCUACCACACGAUGCGAAAACCGCAUCACCUCCUCGCUCCCGCAUCGCGGCUGCUUUCCACUCAUUCUAUGUUACGAACUAUGGCGCAAUCUUGGUCCUGGCCUCUCAAGUCUUCGGUGCCGGUAUGAACGUCAGCACUCGAUUGCUUGAAACUCCAGGACCUCACGGCGCUGCUAUGCAUCCCUUCCAGAUCAUCUUCACUCGUCAGUCCAUCACCACUCUGCUCUGCACCACCUAUGGAAUCUACACCAAAGCCGUGCCUCACUUCCCGCUGGGCCCGCCAGAUGCCCGCUGGCUGCUCGUUCUCAGAGGUCUGUUUGGUUUCUUCGGCGUCUUCGGUCUAUACUUCAGUCUACUGUACCUACCGCUUAGCGAGGCCACUGUCCUGACGUUUUUGGCACCCAUCCUGUCCUGCUACAUCUGCAGCUUCAUCAUCCCGGGCCAGACAUUCAGUAAACAGCAACAGAUCGCAGGUUUCGUCAGUCUCGUUGGUGUGCUCUUCAUUGCACAGCCGGCAUCUUUGAUCUCCUCACCAACCAGCAAUCCCGAUUCCGUCCCAUCUCCCACCCACAAUAGCAAUAGCAAUACCUCCGCAUCAUCAAACUCCACGAGCCCAUCCCACGCCGCCGGACCACAAGACCCAACCACAGAUCAGCACCUCCUCGCCAUCGGAAUCGCCAUGCUCGGCGUCUUUGGCGCAACCGGAGCACUUACCCUGAUCCGCGCGAUCGGCACACGCGCCCACGCAUUCAUCUCCAUCAACUAUUUCUCCGCGUGGUGCACCAUCGUCUCACUAGCCGCCCUCCUCAUCUUCCCGGACGUCAAUUUCCGCUUCCCUGCGAACCUUACCGAAUGGGGUCUACUCUUGAGCCUGGGCGUCUGUGGCUUUGUCAUGCAGUUCCUGCUGACUGCCGGCCUGGCAUACGGUGGGCCCACGGCGGAAAGCCAUGCCAAAUACGGCUUCAACACGAGACCUCACCAAAGGCGUCAGUCAGGACAUAAGCCCAGGGAUGUGGAAAGCAAUGACGCAUCUGAAAGGCGAUGGAGCCACGAUCUUGAGACCCCUCCUCCCCCUCCUCCACCCAAUAGUCCCAAGACAAGCAGCAGCGGUACCCGCGCUACGAGCAUGGUGUACACACAGAUGCUUUUCGCGCUGGCCGGCGACAAAUUCGUCUUCGGCGUCAGCCCUGGCAUGAUGAGCUGGAUCGGCAGCGUGCUCAUCCUCGCCGGAGCCAUCUGGGUCGCCAGUGCAAGGGACAAAGACGAACAGGACCGCAACGGAAGGGGUGGAGAUGGAGAGGACGAUGGAAACAUCAACAUCGGCAGACGAGGAUCUCGUCAUGCAGCGCACAGGCAGACUAAGCAUGCGGACACGGCAGUAGUGCGAGAAACCGGGGAGGCGACGGGGCUGAUGAAUGAUAUUGACGACAUUGACGACCGCAACAAUGAUGCUGAGGAUAAUGAUGGAAGUAACGACAUGCACGCGAGUCACAGGCGGCACGGCCAGCCCGAGAGCGUCGAGUUGCGCGACCUGAGCCCUGUCCAGCAGAGCCUGGCCUUGAACAUGAAUGUCCCACACGCGCAGAUGCCCUUGGCAAGUAACUACGUAUGA
Messenger RNA from Exophiala bonariae, 1869 nucleotides. RefSeq lists its product as uncharacterized. Gene Ontology annotation, cellular component: membrane. The coding region runs from base 1 to 1869 and encodes 622 amino acids. The transcript has a single exon. Lineage: Eukaryota; Fungi; Ascomycota; Eurotiomycetes; Chaetothyriales; Herpotrichiellaceae. The record is from RefSeq and is a predicted model, not a curated record.